Molecule: messenger RNA, 2498 nt
Organism: Onychostoma macrolepis
Lineage: Eukaryota; Metazoa; Chordata; Actinopteri; Cypriniformes; Cyprinidae
Gene: ifrd2
Product: interferon-related developmental regulator 2
Exons: 13
Coding region: 362-1729 (455 amino acids)
Source: RefSeq, a predicted model, not a curated record
UACCGAUGGGAAGAUGGUGGAAUCUGGAGCAGCAACGUGCACGAUACUCCGUCCCAAACAUUUCCAAAAACAUUUACCAUCACAACCUGGCAUUAGAUAUCGGUUACCUGGGGACAACCAUAGAUAAUAAAUACUAAAACUAAGGCUGAAUUCUAAGUAUUUUGAUUUCGGUGCGAGGCGCACCUUUCAUUGGUGGUGCCUAAAGCGUGGGGCCAAACUGCACAGAUCACAGUAUUUUGAUACUCUGGGAAGGACUUCUCGGCUGGACUUCUUCUUGCUGAUAAACUGUUGACUGUCUUCAGCUUCUUGUUCUGUACAAUCUGUUUCUUUUGGGCUUCGGUGUUUUGGAGCGGCUGUCAGAAUGCCACGAAGCAAAAAGGGGAAACGCGGUGGGAACAGUUCGAGUAAGGGCUCACUUCGACAGGAAGUGCUUCAGCUGCAGUUGUCAAAGACUGCCCUGUCACGUGCAGGGAGAAAUGGGGUGAGAGGCGAGUCUGGUGUGAGUGAUGAUGAUUUGGCAUCGGAGGUUCUCAGUCACUGCAGCAGUGCCAGUGAGAGUGCAUCAGUCAUAGAGGAGGGCACAGGGGAGGUGGUAGAUGAACAAACUGCUCAGGAAGAAACAGAAGACAAACUGAAGCAAUGCAUUGACAAUCUGAUGGACAAAAGUGCUAAGACCCGUCUGGCUGCACUAGAAAGUCUGCGCUUAGUGUUUUCUUCCAGAGUCCUGUAUGAGUUUUUGUUAGAGAGACGUUUCACCAUCAGUGACUGUCUGGAAAGGAGCUUGAAGAAAGGUGGAGGAGAGGAGCAGGCUGCUGCUGCUACAGUGUGCGCUCUCUUGUGUGUGCAGCUCGGGGGUGGAGUUGAAGGUGAGGAGGGCUUUAAGAUACUCCGCCCCGUCCUCAGUUCCAUUUUGAUUGACAGCUGUGCCAGCCUGUCAGCUCGACAGAGUUGCGCUCGAGCUCUGGGUAUGUGCUGCUACGUGUCUGCCUCAGAUGACGCAGAGGACCUGCUAAAAUCUAUUGGUCAUUUGGAGAGUGUGUUUGUGGGUGCAUAUCCCCUGGGUGAUGGCACUCUGCCGUCUGUCAAAGCCGGGAUCCCUGCGCUCCAUAGCGCCGCCCUUCAGUCUUGGGCUCUGCUUUGCACCCUUUGCCCUGCAUCACGUAUCAACACCAUUCUGAACCACCACUUGCCACGUCUACAUGCCUGUUUAGAAAGCAGUGAGGUGAACUUCAGGAUUGCUGUGGGAGAGACCAUCGCCCUGCUGUAUGAACUGGGACGGGACAUUGAUCAGGAGUUUGAGUAUGAGGACUGCGAGGCAUUGUGUGACAGUCUAAAGAACCUGGCCACUGAUGGAAACAAACAUCGUGCUAAAAAUGACCGCAGGAAACAGCGCUCAGUCUUCAGAGAGGUGCUGCACUACAUUGAGAAUGAAGAUUUCACAGAGGAGAAGAUUCAGUUUGGGAUUGAGGCCAUCUACAUUGAUGGCUGGAUGCGCCGCAGGAUUUAUGAUGCCUUUAAGGAAGUGCUCGAGUCUGGAGUCAGACACCACUUACAGUUUAAUCCUUUGUUGAGGGAUAUUUUUGGACUUGGACCUCCUCUCAUCCUGGAUGCGUCUGUCAAAGCCAGCAGGAUCUCCCGCACAGAGAGGCAUCUGUUUAACUCUGCUGCAUUCAAAGCCCGGACUAAAUUAAGGAACAAAGUGAGGGACAAACGUGCCGAUGUGAUGUGAGGAUGAAGGCGACAGAGAGAAACACUACAUCCUUAAAAUCCCCACGGCUCACUUGAAAUUAUAGUUUGACAUACUGCCAAGCCAGUGACUUGACAAUGGACAUGCGUGACUGUCUGUCUGAGUGAGUGUGAGUGUGAAAGGCUGGGUGUGUGCACACGUGUGUAUGCGGUGUUGUGUUUUUAUUUAACAUCACAUUGUGAAAGCUAGGAAUCCUACAAUUAAACCAACAUGAAAUAUAACAACCUCUUGUAAGGCUGAAUUCAGCUUUUCUGUUGAAACCUGUUUUACCUCCUCAAGUGUUUUUUGGAAAAAGAGAAUUUUUAUUAUUGAAACAUCAACUUUUUACAGAUCUGUGACAAACAAAGAGGCCAAGAAAAAUUAAUUCUUUGUAGUUUUUCUAUAUGCAUUUUAUAAGUGGACUAUGCUGAUGCACCUAUGAUCUGCUGAUGCAAACAAAUGAAAAUACAUCUUUGACUGCAGGUUGCCAGAGUUAGUUAUUAGUUAUUAAUUCUACUGAUCUUCUGAAAAGGUUAUUUUUAUUUUUUUGGCUCAGUGUGAUGCAGUCAACUAUGGUUCUUACAUCAUUGUACCUUCACCCCUGAAAGCUCGUGUCUGCCCUUUUAGAUCAUGCUUUCAACAUUACUUUUGAAUUUAUUUUGAAAUAUGAAAAACCAUGUCAUAAGUUUUCUUUGAAGCAAAUGUACUGUAUGCAACAGCAGGAUUUUGGAAGACAAAACACAAAAUAAAUUAUGUAAUUAUCCUUCACAGA